Molecule: messenger RNA, 1948 nt
Organism: Dioscorea cayenensis subsp. rotundata (Guinea yam)
Lineage: Eukaryota; Viridiplantae; Streptophyta; Magnoliopsida; Dioscoreales; Dioscoreaceae
Product: integrin-linked protein kinase 1-like
Exons: 12
Coding region: 161-1585 (474 amino acids)
Biological process (GO): protein phosphorylation
Molecular function (GO): ATP binding; protein binding; protein kinase activity
Source: RefSeq, a predicted model, not a curated record
UUCUCCUCCGUCCCAAACCAAACCCUAGAUUCAAUCCCUCGAUCUCCUUCUCCUCCGUGGCCGGCGAUUCCAAUCGGGGCCAUUGGAGCUCUCGAUCCAACGAAUGUGAGCGAUUUCUUGGAAUUCCCCGCGCCCUCGAUCCCCAUCACCAAUCGCAUCCAUGGCGGCCGCUGUGCCGCCGACCUCCGAUCUAUCGCGGCAGUUCUCCACGGGAUCUAUCGAGAAUAAAGAUGGGAUCCCGGCUCGCCGCAAUCUCUCCUUCGAUAUCAAGCUCUUGUGCUCCUCUAGAUUCACCUUUGGCCGGCAAUCGUCGCUCGAUCCUCAACGCCGGAGUAACCGCUGUCUGGAUGAGCUCACUGUGCCUGAGAAUCUCGAUUGUACGAUGCAACUUCUGUUCUUGGCUUGCCAAGGGGAUGUGCGUGGUGUGGAGGAGCUCCUUCAGGAAGGGGUUGAUGUGAAUAGCAUUGAUCUUGAUGGGCGGACUGCGCUGCAUAUUGCGGCUUGUGAGGGGCAUUUGGAGGUCGUCAGGUUGUUGGUUCGGUGGAGAGCUAACAUUGAUGCCAGAGAUCGGUGGGGAAGCACGGCAGUGGGUGAUGCAAAGCACUAUAGCCAUGCUGAUGUUUAUAGUUUCUUGAAAGCUAAAGGGGCCAAAGUUAUGAGAACCAGGAAAACACCUAUGAUGGUAUCAAAUCCACAAGAAAUCCCUGAAUAUGAAAUGAAUCCAGGAGAUUUUCAUUUUCGACGUGGUGAGGAGAUAUUAAAGGGCACUUACCAAGUGGCUAAGUGGAAUGGGACAAAGGUUUCAGUGAAAAUACUUGACAAGGAAAGCUAUUCAAAUCCAGAUAUCAUAGAAGCUUUCAAGCAUGAGUUAACUCUGUUGGAAAAGGUCCGUCAUCCUAAUGUGGUUCAAUUUGUUGGAGCUGUUACACAAAAUGUGCCUAUGAUGAUUGUUUCAGAUUACCAUCCAAAUGGUGAUCUUUGGAGUUAUCUUCAAAAGAAAGGUCGUCUAAAGCCUCAUAAAGCUCUUAGAUUCGCUCUGGAUAUUGCAAGGGGCAUGAAUUAUCUCCAUGAAUGUAAACCAGACCCAAUCAUCCAUUGUGAUCUGAGGCCAAAAAAUAUCUUGCUGGAUAGCGGGUUCCAGUUGAAGGUGGCUGGCUUUGGUUCAACAAACGUUAUGCAUUUGUCCUCAGGCAAAGCAAAACUAGCUCAUCCCAUGGCUCAAAUGGAUAAUCGAAGUUGUUACAUGGCACCAGAGGUUUACAGAAAUGAAAUAUUUGACAGAAGUGUUGAUGCAUUCUCAUUCGGUCUCAUUCUAUACGAGAUGAUUGAAGGAGGGCCCGUAUUCCAUCCAAAACCUCCAGAAGAGGCAGCGAAAAUGAUAUGCUUGGAAGGAAUGAGACCAACAUUGAAGAGCAAAUCCAAAAAUUAUCCACUGGAACUGAAGGAAUUAAUUGAAGAAUGUUGGGAUCCUGAACCAUUGGUAAGGCCAACAUUUUCAGAAAUCAUCAUCCGUCUGGACAAAUUAUUUGCAAGCUGUCCUCAAGCAGGACAACGGAAAGGCGCCUUUAAGCUUCUUUGGAAAUAAGAGCACUUAAAUCCCCAGCAUACUGACUGAUGAGGAUGCUACUGUGGCACACAGGUAACUUAUAAAAGAAAAAGGCUCUCUUUCAAUAUUAGAAUCCCUUAAAUGAACCGUGAUACUCUAUUUGUGAAUAGAUACUCAAUUAUACUCCUCUCAUUCACAAACAAAACCAUGCCAAUAUCAUCCACAUCUAAUCCACUAUCCUCACAAAGAAAUUAGCCCCCUAUUGUGCAAUAUAAACCAUCUCUUGUAAUAUAUAUGUGUAUGGUAAAAAGUGAGUUCUUAUAUAUAACAUUUGAAUAUGUUACAUAUUUUACGCAGUCAUAAAACACAAGAAAAAGCUAUUUGGAACAGGUUAAUUAUUAU